Molecule: messenger RNA, 1778 nt
Organism: Leptinotarsa decemlineata (Colorado potato beetle)
Lineage: Eukaryota; Metazoa; Arthropoda; Insecta; Coleoptera; Chrysomelidae
Product: synaptic vesicle 2-related protein
Biological process (GO): transmembrane transport
Cellular component (GO): membrane
Molecular function (GO): transmembrane transporter activity
Source: RefSeq, a predicted model, not a curated record
GAUCCGACAGUAACUCAGAAGCCUUCAGACCGGCCUUUUGUUUUUACUUUCGAAAAAUUUUAGUUUCAACAAAAAGAGUUUUCCCGUGAAGCCAUCCCCGAGCGGAAGGGAUGGAUCUAGUCAUCCGCAAUCCGUUGAGAAAUGCCCGGAAAAACCAAAGCACAUUCAUUUCCAAGGCUGGAGGCAGCAGUAGUCAUACAAGAUGCAGAACCUGCAGAUUUUGAACGGGCAAUAUCAGCCGCUGGCUAUGGAAAAUUCAACGUUAUCCUGUACAUCGUUUCGACAGCUGCGGGAUGGUCAUCAGUAUUCGAAACAACGACGAUGUCGUAUGUGUUCCCGGCUGCAGAAUGUGAUCUACAGCUCACUUUGAACCACAAAGGGAUCCUAAAUGCAAUCACUUACGCUGGAAUGAUAUCCAGCGCAUGUCUAUGGGGUUAUCUAUGCGAUACUUUGGGAAGAAAGAAACUUUUAUAUAUCGGACUACUACUGGAUGGUCUAUUUUUCCUGAUGGCAGCAUCUUCCCAGAACUUCCCGUUGCUGAUGGUGGCCAAAUUUCUAGGAGGGUUCAUUAUCAAUGGGCCGUUUGCAGCACUAACGGCCUACCUUUCCGAAUUUCACUGUGCUAAGAACAGAGCCAGGGUACAAAUGAUCCUGGGGGCGAUUUUCAGUCUGGGAAACCUUCUACUGCCUGUUUUGGCACUAAUCAUACUCCCCGUCCAGAUGAACUUCAAUAUAGGAAACCUAGAAUUUCAUUCCUGGAACAUCUACUUGAUGGUGAGUGCUCUUCCAGCACUGGCAAGCGGACUCGCUUUCAUUUUCUUGCCGGAAAGUCCCAAAUUUCUGAUGGCCAUGGGAAAAAACGAAGAAGCUCUUGAGGUCUUCCAGAGAGUUUACAGGAUCAAUACAGGAAAACCUAUGGAAACUUAUCCGAUAAAAAAUCUGGUCGAUGAAAUCAAAAUAUACACUAUCGAUGUAAAUAACUCGGAGGAUAAUGAUUCUGUCACAAAAACAAAGAACACUGGGUUCAGGGAUGGCUUCCAAAACAUUUCGCCGACUUUUUUUUGGCCGAACAUUACCAAAAUGGUUUUAGUUUCGCUGUUACAAUUCAUGACUAUGAUGAGUUUGAAUACUUUACGUUUGUGGUUACCUCAGAUAUAUCAGGCGAUGAAUGACUAUCGGUAUUACAACAAUGAUGAGGAGGCUACACUCUGCGAAAUGCUAGAAAUAUUCCAACUGACUAAUGACAGUAUGAACACGACCAAGGCGUGUGAAGUGAAUUCCAAUAACACAGAGGUGUAUAUAAUUUCUAUGAUUGUGGCCAUAACCAGUAUUUUUGGCUACAUAACCGCUGGAACAUUGAUCAACUCUAUUGGAAAAAAGAAACUGUUAAGUAUUUUGGGACUUGUAUCUGGUUCUAUGGCAAUGACAAUGUACUUGUCACGAAAUGUUCUUUCCACGAUCAUAUUUUCUGCAAUGUUCGUGACCUUUGGAAGUAUAGGAAUAAAUGUUAUUCUGGCCGUGGUAGUCGAUCUAACUCCAACUUCUUUGAGAACGAUGUCUGUUUCUUUAACAAUGAUGUUUGGGCGACUUGGAGCGGCAUUGGGAAAUAUGGGUUUUCCUUAUUUAUUAGAAUCUGGAUGUGCACCUCCAUUUUUCUCCGUAGGAUCUGUGAUGAUAGGCUGUUCUUUUUUGGCAUGUUUCCUUCCUAAUACUGAUAUGAAAGCAUUGCAGUAAGGAUUAUUAUUAUUAUUUUUGUUCAAUAAAGUCUUUUUACUCCA